AUGACGUACCGCCGCAACGGCAAGUUGCAGGCGUGCGAGCCUUGCCGCAAAGGGAAGCUCCGGUGCGACCACAUGAUGCCCCAUUGCGGGCGAUGCGUGAAGAAAGGCAAGAGCGAUAGGUGUGUCUAUCACCCGGCGCCUUUGACGAAAUCGGCCUUGAAGUCCCCCGCGCGGCUGGAUCGCAUGGCAGCCAGUGUUGAGGCUGAGGGGUCGUUGGGCCAGCUUUCCCCGGGGGUAAAACAAGUAUCUCCGCCUGUAGCAUAUCUCACGUACCUGGAGCAUACCGACCGCCCGGCUAGUUUUCCGUCGUUUGCUGGUUCGGGACAGUCCGAGGGCGGCAUCACAGCGACCACCCUAGAUAGUCUACCGAAGGCUCGGCUUGAGAAACAGACUAACGAAUCCGCGAUUCAUCAAACAUUACAGGAGUCAGAUAGGCCCCCGGUGGAUCAACUCAUUCGUCUGGAAGCACAGAGAUUCGAGAACGGUGGCUCUUUCAUCAGUCACUCUGCGGUCCUGGCUGAGAACGAGCCAAACAUUGGACUCUCACCCCCAGAAUCGUAUUUUUCUGAGCUGCCACAGGCACACAUUGACAGAGGCGUAGCAGUGCUGCUCAUGCUGCGAGACAUGUCUUCCGUACAAAAGUAUAUCGACAAGUGGUUCUCGUUCGCCGGAGGCGUCGUGGUGAUCGAGCCCAUGGUUAAGAUCUAUCUUGACGGGCUGUGGUCGACAUGGCAUAAGAUCCUUGAAUCUUCCAAAGCCGAGGAUUUACAAGCCAUGUCUGCGCAGGUCUGGGAGAAUACUUCCAGGCCCUUGUCACGGCUUUUGAAGCGGGAUACAACUCCUCGUGACUUCUGCGCAAGCGUGACUGGGGCUAAUCUUAGAUGGGAGGUCAUUGGUAUCAUUGCCUCUCUGGUCUCGCUUGUAGCGCAGUCUCUGAAGGAUGGCGAUCCCGUAUUUUGCUCGCAUGAUGCGCCACCCGUUGAUCGAUCUGCGCUGGCGAUAAGCAUGUAUAAUGCUUCCGAGACGUGUGUUCAGUUCUGUGACGAGCUCGGCCUACUGAACGAUGCAUAUCUGUGGCUCCUGUAUGAGAACAACAUAGCGUAUUGUUCACUACGCUCACGUGGAAGCUACGACAAUUGGAGAAAGGCAUCGGCAUUCUCUGCAGCACUGCAAUGUGCGAACCUCCAUCAGGAGAUCAGAGUCGAUGACAACACUCCUUUCUUCAUCGCUGAGUUGCGUAAGCGGCUAUUCAUCUGCGCGUAUAACAACGACAAGACCUCUGCGGCUUUCGCUGGACGCCCGCCAAAGCUGACUCGGCUUUACUGUCGCCUCCAGAUCCCACUCGACCUUACAGAUGCUCAGACCAUGUCAGAAGGAACCGAGUUGCAGGCUGCUAUUGCGGAUCUGGACGAGGAGGGAUGGAACCAAGAAGGGGUCGUGCAGCGUAGCACGUUUGCUCGCAUCUCAGCGACCAACGCCCUGAUCACUGAAGAGAUCCUCGAGAUUUCCUUGGGCCAGCUGACCCAAGACGACGUCGUUCGUCGUGCUGCUGAUAUUGAAACGCGGGCACUCAAGUCCUGGGACGACUUACCAGAGUUUCUUCGCAUCGACACAAGUGAUCCCUGGAGCUCUCGGCGAUCGCCACUUGAGCUGCUAUUCCUCAUCUUCAUCCGCCUUGCCAGUCUGGACCACCAUUUCCUCUUGCAACGCACGUUGAGCAAGAAGGUGCACUGCGGGUCACCUUGCCCGAACACGAAGCUACUCUCUGUGUGCAGCGAGAUCUUCAGAGUCGUGGUCAUGAUGGUGGACAACAAAGACUACUUCCGCGACUUCCAGAUCGACUUCGUCCAGAUCCUAUGCAUGCACGGGAUCCCCGCCGCCGCCGUCCUGGCCAUGGAACUGCUCCACCAAGAGCGAGACCCCGCGUCUGCUUCCGCGCAAGCAUACCCGCUCCACCGCUCCGACACCAUACAGAGCCUCUCGGUGUUCGUCGCGUGUCUAGGCACCAUACGGCCAGACGCAAACGGAUUCCAGAGCUGCGACCGCGGGAAGAUCUUCGUCAAGAAGAUCCUCGAUCUCAUUCUGGGACCGGGCCCCGCGGCGCCCAGCAGCAGCCGAGCAGGUCUCGAUGGCGAGGCGGAUCCUACGCUUGGGGCGUCGCUGUUUGAAGCCGGGAACGAUGCGGAUUUCAUGCGCUGGCUGGACGAUGUGCAUUGGGAUCAGGAGACGUGGAUUAGCUUUACCUGA
This is a messenger RNA of Boeremia exigua, 2247 nucleotides long. RefSeq lists its product as uncharacterized. Lineage: Eukaryota; Fungi; Ascomycota; Dothideomycetes; Pleosporales; Didymellaceae. Gene Ontology annotation, cellular component: nucleus. The record is from RefSeq and is a predicted model, not a curated record. The transcript is spliced from 3 exons. The coding region runs from base 1 to 2247 and encodes 748 amino acids. Gene Ontology annotation, molecular function: zinc ion binding; DNA-binding transcription factor activity, RNA polymerase II-specific. Gene Ontology annotation, biological process: regulation of DNA-templated transcription.